UUGUUUACUAUUAAUAAUAAUAAAAAUAGUAUUUAUUAAAUAAUUAUUUUUAAUUUAAGUGAAAUAUGUUGGAAGAUUCUAUAACGUCUAGUCCCUCCAAAUCAAAUAAAUCUAUACACGAAAGAAGACUAAUAAGAAAAAACAAAAGAAAAAAAGCGGAUGAAGUUUUGCCAAAUAAAAGUGAUCAUCGUUUGCAUAGUACUAAUCGCCAUAUGACCAUUUAUGACUUUUACAAAGAUUAUGAAGAAGAUUCAACAGAUAGCGAAUGUAAAGAUUUCACAUUUAUGGUUGCAAAGCCAUCGGCAAUAAUAAAAGACUAUAAACCAUUUGAAAAAGAAAAAGCUUUGGCCAUGGCUGAUCAUAUUUCUAUGCAUCAGAAAAUCAAUGAAAAUAAAACUAAUAUUUGGCCGGAAACUCAAGGAUUUUUAACGUGUUUAAAUUUAACGCAAUUGGAAAAAGAAAAACCCAAAGAUUUUAGUGAAAAUAAUAAAUCAAACACAUCCUUUAGUAUAACAGAAUCUGAAUUGAUUAGCUGCUGUAAUAAUGCAGAAAAAUCACUGGAAAAUGACACCGAAAAUAUCACAAUACAAGAUUUAACACCUAAGAAACAAGAUGAUAUGUUUUUGGUGAAUUCCAUACUGGAAGAUUUCUCGCUAUCACCCUUAAAAGAAGGCCAAAUAAUAGCGAAUACCUCUUACCAGCAUACACCGGAAUUCCGUUUGCGCAGAAUACCAACAAAAACCUACAGCAGUCGUAAAUUUAUAAAUACCACCAAAACAAAUCUUAACACACGAUUUGAAGAAUUAGCUACCGCAGACUCAGAAGACGAUGACCAUAGUAAUUGUUCGUCAUUAUCUGUAGAAGAAGAUGUUGCAAUGGCAGAAUUGUUAAACAAUCAACGACAGACUACGACAAACACAAGUAAUACACAACAUUUAUUAGAAAAUCUUUUAAAUUUAAGCGUAUAUUUUGCACAAAAUAGUCAAACGCAAAAUAAUUUAUCAGAUGAAAGUCGUUUUGAUUUGAAUGCUUCAUGUUUGAUCGAUAAUGAUCAAGAAAAUCGUUUGUUUUUCAAUAGUAUACCCGAUCUUCUUAAAGAUAUUCUUACUUUACGUUCCAAUAAUAACAAACGUUAUGAUUCAUUUAAUUCUUUAGAAGAUUUUCAUGGAUUUCCAAGUAAUAAUGAGCUGGAGAGUGAUGUUAUCGAUAUAGAUAAUACUGAAUUGGAUAUCAUGCAAACAACUUUACGACAUGAUUUAAGUGCAGUUGAUACUUCAGUAAUGGAUACAUCUUUUAAUGCAGAAGAAGUCUUUGAUGAUGAUUGUCAAGAUGUAUUGGCGGGUGUUAAUACUGAAGCUAUUUUACAACAAGAAAAUCUUGAAACCCCAAACAAUAGGAAAGAAACUGUUGAAGAAUUUACCAUUCCUCUAGUGCCAAAGGAUAUAGAGAAACCUGUCGAAAAUGAAAGUUUAAACCAUGAACCUCAGAAUUCCAUUGGUUUUAAAACAGCCUCAUCAAAACCAAUCAAAGUGUCUAGAGAAGCCCAUAUAAUGGCAGCUAAAAUAUUAAGUAAACUUCCUGAAAUACCACAAAUAAAUUUCGAACUUACAAACUGUGAUACUAAAGCUUUAAACAGAGAUGUAAAUAUUUUUGAAAAUCCCGAAAACUAUGAGUGGAAUGAUGACUGUGAUUUAUUUUUAAAUAUUCAAACACCUACUGCCUUAAAUGAGCCGCAACAACAACAACAAAUAAAUACAAAUGAACUGCAGCAUAAACCUGCUGCAACGAAUAUAGCCUCUUUAGGAUUUAAAACUGCUGGUGGCAAAAAUGUUCAUGUGUCCAGAAAAGCUCAAGAAUCUGUACAAAAUCUUUUAAAAGAAUUUACGAGCAAUGUUACCCAGGAUCACUUUGAUUGCGAAGAGGAAUUAAAAGAAUUGAAAUGUAAAGUAUAUGCAAAAUCUCAUAAUUUUGAAUGCAAACAAUCAUCUUUAAGUAAUGCGGAAGCGAUUAGGAGAACAAAAGAUAUGCAGGAUUUUGAGAAAGAACAAGUUUUUCCUAGUACCUCGAAAAUGGCCUCAAUAGGAUUUCAAACAGCUGGUGGUAAAAAUGUACAUAUUUCUAAAAAAGCUCAAGAAUCUGUACAAAAUCUUUUAAAAGAAUUCACGAGCAAUGUUAGCCAGGAUCACUUCGAUUGCGAAGAGGAAUUAAAAGAACUCAAAAGUAAAGUAUAUGCAAAAACUCAUAAUUUUGAUCACAAAAAAUCAUCUGUAAGCAAUGUUGAAGCAAGAAAGAGUACAAAUGAGUUGCAGGGUUUUGAAAAGGAGCAAGCUUUUCCUAGUACCUCGAAAAUGGCCUCAGUAGGAUUUCAAACAGCUGGUGGUAAAAUUGUACAUGUUUCUAAAAAAGCUCAAGAAUCAGUACAAAAACUUUUAAAAGAAUUUACAAGCAGUGAUCCACAGGAUAAUUUCAACUACGAAGAACAAUUAAAAGAAAUUAAAAGUAAAGUUUAUGCAAAAACUCAUAAUUUUGAAUCUAAGGAAUCCGCUUUCAAAAAUACCAAAGAUAAUGAUCAUAAAAUUUCCUUGCAAACUCAAGAAAAUGCUGAAAAGAUGUUAAAUGAAAUUUGUAUGGAAGCUGAAGAGAAUUUCGAAAAUAAUAGAAAUCUUCACACAGAAUACAAAGAAAACUUAAGUGAAGGUCCUUUGGCGAAACAAUUUGAAACUGAAAUUAUGAAAAAUAUUGGAUUUCAGACAGCUAAAGGCAAACAAAUUACAGUUUCAGCUAAGGCACAAAAAACUGUUGAAAAACUUUUACAAGAUUUUAAUACAGAUUUAGAUAUAGAAAAAUAUGAAUAUGAUUUAAUAGAAAUGAAAAGUAAAAUGCAAAUUAAUAACAAGGAACUACAGCACAAUAAUGGCCAGUCAAAAUCUAGUCAAACAAAUGCCAAUGAAGAUUCUACAAUUUCUAAAAAUCUUACACCUAAACCAAACAAACGAAAAAAUUCGAUAGACAAUAGUGUUACAGCAACACCAGGAUGUAGUUCCACGCCCCCGGCUAAAAUAUUAAACAAAGAUUUACAUAACUUAAAAUCAUCAUCACCCCGAUCACCUCAAACGGUAAUAUCGAGAAAAAAUCUUUUAUCUUUAUCAAAAAGACAUAGAAAUAAAAGAAACUCUUUAACCAUGAAAAGAGAAGAAAUUCCUAAACUUUAUAAAGAAAAAUACGAUUUAAAUGUGAAUGCCUCAACUCCUAUUAAAACAUCAGUUUCCUUAGCUAUUAAUGCACACACACCAGCUACACCAAAUUUAAAAGAAUUCAUUUCAAAUGCAGCCUUAACAUCAACACCUCGUAUUAACAUUACAACAGAGUCACCACAAACCAUUAAAGAUACCGAUUUUAAACCUAUCAACUGGAAAGAUAAUCAAUCUAUUACAAAUAAAUCUGCUAAUAAUUCCACUGCUCAUACCACCAAACUUUCCGAAACCUCAUCAUUGAAUAUUACCUUAAAUUCUUCAAAUCCUACAGCCCAGGAACGUAUAGGUCGUUUAAAAAUGUACGGUAAACCGCCGGCCGUUUCACCUAUACUUAUAGAAACUCAUCAUAGCUGUCGUCCCUCAGGCUUAAGACGUACUCGUAGCAUGCUUAAGAAAACGGAAAAAUAGUAUUUCUUAGUUUUUAAAUAAUUUUCUAAAUGUAUCACUAUUGUAGUACAAUAUCUAUGUAUACCUCCCUUUAAUAUAAAAAGUCUAUACUAUAUUUAUUUAUUUUAUAUAUAAAUACAAAGUACCUAUCAUUUGUGUACACGUUCUUCUUUACUAUUUGUAUUUUCAUUUCAUUUCAUUUUGUUUUUUUUUCUAUUUCUGUUUUGUCUACUUGUUUUGUUUAAUCUUUGAAUUUAAUUUAAUUAACUUCAUGUUUUUGUUUACGAAGUUUUGCAAUUCAGUCACUAAACAGUUGGUUUCAAUAACAAACACACUUCUCUAGAUAACUUUUUUAAUCAGAAAAUAUUUUUUUAAAUAAUAAACGUACUGUAAGUUACAUCACAAA
Messenger RNA from Lucilia sericata (common green bottle fly), 4047 nucleotides. RefSeq lists its product as uncharacterized. Bases 66 to 3662 code for a protein of 1198 amino acids. The transcript has 4 exons. Gene Ontology annotation, biological process: double-strand break repair via homologous recombination; regulation of DNA-templated transcription. The record is from RefSeq and is a predicted model, not a curated record. Lineage: Eukaryota; Metazoa; Arthropoda; Insecta; Diptera; Calliphoridae.